Molecule: messenger RNA, 2049 nt
Organism: Ostertagia ostertagi
Lineage: Eukaryota; Metazoa; Nematoda; Chromadorea; Rhabditida; Trichostrongylidae
Source: the annotation of a GenBank genome assembly
AUGCCAUUCUUUGAUGGUUCACUGCCAGCAGUGCCUUUGAGCACUCCUCUCGGUGUUCAUGCGGAGGCCGUUUCUGCGACCAGUAUUCGGGUUUCGUGGACGGAAUCAGAUCCAAAUGCUUUCAAUGUAAUCUACACUGUGCGCUACAGUACAAAUGUUGAUAGCAAUCAAGCUCGCUUCAUAAAUUCGUCCGAGUCAUGGGUCACUAUUGAUGGUCUUCGUCCUGACACCGAAUACGAAUUUUCAGUCCGAUCGCAAGUAGCCGGUUCCAGUCCAAGUCCUUGGAGUAUGGUGGCCAGAAAUAAAACCCACGCAUCCGCUCCCUCAUCUUCACCACGUGAUCUCACUGUUCUCCCCGCUGCAUCAGGUGAUCCCCAUGCCGUUUUGCUGAACUGGCAGCCUCCGAAAUAUUCAAAUGGUGAAGUUGAAGAAUAUCUGAUUUAUUAUACUGACCGGGUUAUGCAAGCCGAUAAGGACUGGAAAAUUCAUUACGUCCAUGGCGACAAGCUAAGUCACGAGAUUCGAAAUCUCCUCCCUAAAACUACCUACUACUUCAAAAUCCAAGCUCGCAACGAGAAAGGUUAUGGACCGCUUUCGCCAGUACAGACUUUGGAACCUUUCGGAAGCGGUUCUCGACCGACGGGCGCAGUUGUACCUCCUACAGGAAAGGGAUCAAGUCUGCGAUGGAAUGACCUAUUGGCUCUGCUCACUUCGAAUCCGAUGUACAUUGCUAUUGUAGUCGCGUUUGCAGUCCUUGUGCUUCUCUGCAUCGUUCUUAUUAUGAGUUUACUAGCUCUACAUUAUGGGGCUUGUCUUGAAGAAGCCGCUACAAUAAUUUCGUAUAGGAAUUCAAAAAAUCCUGGUUAUACCGCUGGGAAAAAGGCGAGCGUUCAACAACAAGGUGCAGAUCUCUGGAUAGAUCAUCCUGGUGGUAAUAAUAUGCGAGGAGGACCGUCGGACUACAUGGUCAAUGGGAUAGGUGCAUCGGUAGUGGAUAUGAAACACUUAGCCGGUCCUGAUGUGGUUGAGUCACCGCCUCCACGAUAUCAUGGCUUACAAGUUCGUCACAGCCGAACACCUGGCCGAAAUUCCAUCUCCUCAUACGACGAAGAGAUGCGGCGUUUGGAACUUGAAGGUCGCCGUCCUAUUAUAGUAGGUCGUGCCAAGCCGAUUCUUGCAUCAGUCGUCGGUUAUGGACCGUCUUCGGAGGAGAGCCAAGGAACUCUGUCACGGAGCUACCACCAUUCGCAAUCGAGUCUCGAAGGUCAACGACAAAGAACACCUCAAGUGGUGUAUACGGGCUCCGGACGGCAUCAGCCAAUUGCCAAGAUAGAAUUCGGUGAUUCCCCGUACGGUUCGACAUCAGCGUUAGAACCUGAAACACCACCCGUACCGCUGCAAGCACCACCAGCUGGCCCUCCUGUUGUUGAUGGCUACCGCACUCUGCGUGGAGGAGUCACACCUACGAAUCAAAGCCAAGGCGCUCUUCGGUACACUCCAGCACUUCUCCGAUUGCUCUCUAUAGUCUAUUUAUUGCUGUUUAUAGGUCGUUUACCCAGCUUAGCAGGCACACCGCCACCACCCAUCGGAGGCCAAGUGUCCACCCAGCAGCAACCUCGUGCCAUAGUGGUAGCGGCUGGUGGCAGACAACUGCCUGUUGGGAGGGCAACUGCCCAGCCAAGAGUCAAUGUGACGAACAUUUAUAGCCCGUAUGCAUCCUGCUCUUCCGACACCGAGGCUGAAAAGAAACCGGUUCACGUUGAUGUGGAUACUGCAAGCAAUUCGGCUGGAGUUCGGCCUUCAAAUUCAACGGAGGAACUGAAUGCCCAGAUGGAAAACCUUGAUACCAUGAUAGACGACCUGCAAGCGCUCCAACACGAAUUUGGUGUCGAGGUUCAGUGGCCAGUCUUCUUGCCAAAUGUUCUUGGGCCGGGUUCACAAAAGGGGCUGUCUACGGAAGGAGCCCAGCGGUUUGAGAGCUCAUCGUCCAAUUCCUGCUCCGCAAAACCUAGCAUGGAUGGAUUGAAUCCACUCAGCAAAAAGGAUUGA